Acanthopagrus latus (yellowfin seabream) is the source of this 2092-nucleotide messenger RNA. RefSeq names its product nucleophosmin 1a (gene npm1a). Gene Ontology annotation, molecular function: RNA binding; chromatin binding; histone binding. The record is from RefSeq and is a predicted model, not a curated record. Gene Ontology annotation, cellular component: centrosome; nucleolus; ribonucleoprotein complex. Bases 114 to 1022 code for a protein of 302 amino acids. The transcript is spliced from 11 exons. Gene Ontology annotation, biological process: ribosomal large subunit biogenesis; ribosomal large subunit export from nucleus; ribosomal small subunit export from nucleus. NCBI's taxonomy places the organism in Eukaryota, Metazoa, Chordata, Actinopteri, Spariformes, Sparidae.
GCCGAGGCGGGGAGGAGGCGGAGUCCCACUUUUUGGUCGUUUCAUCCGUCAGGAAUUGCGCUUAUUCUCCCUCCGCAGACAAGCAGCAGGUUGUCAGCGACUUCAUCUCCACAAUGAACGGUUUAGACGAGGAAACGAUGGCGCCGCAGACCUUCCUUUACGGUUGCAUGCUGGAAGCUGGGAAGGAGGUGGUGUUCAAUCCUGAGGACGAUGACUUUGAGCAUCAGCUGGAUCUACGGAUGGCCUGUGUGGACGCCAGCACGAAAGAUGAACUGCACAUGGUGGAGGUAGAAGGACAAGACACAGAGGGUCAGAAAAUCAAGGCAGUGCUGGUCUCACUGAAGCCCUCUACCCUGCCAAGUGUGUGUCUUGGCGGUUUCACAAUCACACCCCCAGCAGUUUUCCGUCUGAAGUCGGGUUCUGGUCCCAUCCAUAUCAGUGGACAGCACCUUGUCAUGAUGGAGGCAGAUCAGUCCUUUGACGAAGAUGAUGACGAGGAUGAUGAAGAGGAGGAGGAAGAUGUUAGAACGUCCAAGAAAAGACCUGCUUCUUCCCCUGCCAUCAAGUCUCAGAAGAAAAUGAAAAUGGACAUCGAGGAUGACGAUGACGACGAUGAUGACGACGACGAUGAUGAUGAUGAUGACGACGAGGAUGAUGAUGAGGAUGAUGAAGAUGAGGAGAGCAAAGAUGAAGAGUCACCUGUUAAGGCCAAGCAGACGCCAUCCAAAAAAGCCCCUGCUCAGAAUGGCAAGAGUUCGAAACCCAACACUCCAGCCAAGAAACAGCCACAGACUCCUAAAGGUAAAGGUGAGAAGUCCCCUAAAACUCCACCAACACCCAAAACAGAUUUAACAGUUCCUGAGAUUAAAGCCAAGAUAACUGAGUCACUGAAGAAGGGAGGAACAUUACCCAAAAUCCAGCCCAAGUUUGAGAACUUUGUGAAGCACAGUUAUAGAGUCUCAGAUUCCAAGGUUAUUUUGGAGCUGUGGAAGUGGAGGCAGACAAUGAAGGAUGCUAAAUAACUCGUCUCCAUUGUUUUAUCAUCUCUUUUUAUGACUUGUUUGUACCCAUAGCACCUCUCGAACCCCCUCUGAAGCCAAAACUCUGUGCCUCACACUUCAUUCAUUUCUAAGUCUUGUCCGGCCCUCCUCCUGUAUGAAGAGACUAGAGAGAUGGUGAUGUAGACGUACGUUACAAAUUUGCAUCUUUUUGUAAAUGUGUAAAUAAAAUUCUCACUAGAUUCUUGGCCCAUGAGUGUGGAGGAUAUCUUUUUUUUUUUCUUUCUGUAAGACAGUUAGUGUUGAUUUGGCCCUCAUGCAGGAACAAUGGCACUGCAUCAGAUUGACACCACCUGAAAGCACACACAAGACUGCCAACAGAGCUCAACAGCCUAUAAAACAUCAACUAUCAGCCAUUUUCAAACCAUUUAAGUUUUAGUAAGGCCUGAAUUUUUGUGGGUGGACAUCAAAUGUUAACGAUCACAAUAUUGAUUUAAUAUUAAUUUGUUUGUUACCAUGAACAUUUUGCACUUUUUUUUGGAAUGUUUUGAAUGUUUAUGCUGUUGUGAGAUUCCUAAGGUGAAAGAAAAACCAUGGCUACAAACUGUCCACCUAGUUUCAGUUUGAAAACAUUUGAACAUGUAGGCGUAUUCUCUAUAAUUCUUCAGAUUUGUUACCGUCCGGAAAUGAUUUUGAAACCAUUUUGGCCUGAGUGCAGAUUGGUCUGUUCCACUUGUUUUUGUAUUGCCAUGACUACUUACAGCGAACAGGCCAGUUGUUGAGUGAUUGAAUGCAUGAAGGAAUUUGCAAACAAGGUUGGUUUUUUUUUCUUUUUCAAAAAUGAGUUGAUUUUAACUCCAACCCAGAACUUGCAGAUGUUUAGAAUGUUCUUGGACAUUUCCACCUAUGCUCAAGUUUAAUGAAUCCACUGUUGUCAUUUGACCUGUUAAAAGUAACAUUACGAAAGUGUUGAUCUGUACGGCCUGUUAAAGCAGAAGAUCAUUCCAUGUUCCUCAAAGUAAAAGUUUGUAUGUCUUUAAUUAUGGUGUGGGUUUGAAUGUGCUAUACAAGAUUAAUUAAAUAAUAAAAUGAUA